Molecule: messenger RNA, 14795 nt
Organism: Microcebus murinus (gray mouse lemur)
Lineage: Eukaryota; Metazoa; Chordata; Mammalia; Primates; Cheirogaleidae
Gene: CSMD1
Product: CUB and Sushi multiple domains 1
Source: RefSeq, a predicted model, not a curated record
UAUCAAACAUUAUGAAGCUAUCAAUUUAUUUAAUUCCCCAAACAGGCUGAGAUGAAAUGGAGAUGCAGUGAGCAUUGAGCAAUUGCCAAAAAUGGGCUCUCCAUUCUACCACUCAUUCACUGACAAGCACGAUACAGUAUUUAGUGUAUUACAGUAUUUAAUGUCUCCAAGAGAGGAAUAUAAUCCUCUUUUAUUACGUUGUGGGAUUUCCACAUCCUGGUCCCUGCAGGCCUUCAAAAAGACUAAACCUUUUUGGUCAAGAAUGGGGAAUUCUUUAAAUGUCCCUUUGUGAAAACUAGCAUUCACUUAUUUGGAUUUUCUAUUAUCGUACCACUUUUCCCUAAAAUGUCUUGCUUUACACAUUCCCCAGAAAUUGAAGGAAUACCUCCUCUAUUUGGGGAGCUGGGUGGAAUCCAGUUUAUUGUAGCAACCACUGCUAUCGUAGAGCUCUAUUCUCUCUCUGCUGGCGUCAUCCUUGUGCAGAAUAAGGGAACGCCUCUGUCUCCCCUCUCUUAAGGCCCCUUCCCAACGCAUUGGAUUAUAUAUAUAGUUUCACUGGAAGGUGUGACAACAAACCAGUUCUCAUAAUCAGACUAUAGUAUUAAUUCUAGAGACUCUUCCUUACUUUGAAUUUCGAUUGAACCUGGAGUGUAUGCAUGGAUAACCCUAACACAACCUGAAGUCAAGAAAUUCAUAAAUUUGUGUAACUCCUUGCAAAUAGUCUUUUUGUUAAUUCCCCCCUCCAAAAAAGUGUGUGUGUGUGUGUGUGUGUAUUCUCUCUCUCUCUCUGUCUCUCUCUCUCUCUCUCUCUCCCUGGGAAUUAGAGGUUGUGCCCUUUCUCUUUCCACCUGCAUUUCUGUUCUAAGUUAUGCAGGGGCUUCUCUGGGCAGCAAAAAGCGAGAUCAGUAGAUGGAGGCCGGCCUCUGCCCUUGCAGACACCCCCUAGUUUGCUCGAGUUGCCCGAUUGCAUUGUUUCUGCCCUGUGUGCCCAACAAGUCGUCUUCUUCCAGCCUGCGCGCCCAGGCGCUGGAGGCCCAGCGGAGCGCAGUCCGGUGCGGGGAGCCCGAGGGCCAGCGGCUGGGCUCUGUCUGGGAUUGCGCGGUGCCCAGCUUCGUUCCCCUCUCUGUGGGUAGGGAUGGUUGAGUCCAGCCGCCACGGCAGCGGCUCCUUGUGCCGCUAGCAGCCUGUCUUGUGCGCUCUCCGCCUUUUUCUCUCUAGACCGAAUCUCUCCUCCCCCCGCGCCCCCCUCCCCGCAUCUCCCACUCGUUGGCUCUCUCUCCAGCUGCCUCAUCUCCAGGUCUCUCCUGGCUGCGCGCGCUCCUCUCCCCGCCUCGCCCCCUCCCGCAGCCUCGCUGCCUUGGUGCCUUCCUGCCCGGCUCGGCCGGCGUUCGUCCCCGGCCCGGCCCCGCCAGCCGGGUCCCCGCGCUCGGAGAGGCUCAGCCCUGCAGUGGCUCGGGACCCGAUGCUAUGAAAGGCAAGCGAGCCGGGCGCCCAGACCUGCAGGAGGCGUCGGAUGCGCGGCGGGUCUCGGGACCCGGCUCCCUCUCCGGCUCGCCUCGCCCUCUGGUGAUCAUUUGGCUCUGCUCGUAGCCCUGCCGUUCUUCGGAGGAGACCCGCGCAUCUGAGGAGAGCCAUCGCGCCGUGCGCCUGUGGAGUAUCUGCAGACAUGACUGCGCGGAGGAGCUGCGAGCCGCUGUCCCUGCUCCUGGUGCCGCUGGUUCUGUGCGCGGCGCUCCUCACUGCAGCCAAGGGUCAAAACUGUGGAGGCUUAGUCCAGGGUCCCAACGGCACCAUUGAGAGCCCAGGCUUUCCUCACGGUUAUCCAAACUACGCUAACUGCACCUGGAUCAUUAUAACAGGGGAACGCAAUAGGAUACAAUUGUCAUUUCAUACCUUUGCUCUUGAAGAAGAUUUUGAUAUAUUGUCAGUGUACGACGGACAGCCCCAACAAGGGAACCUAAAAGUGAGAUUAUCGGGAUUUCAACUACCUUCCUCCAUAGUGAGCACAGGAUCUAUCCUGACGCUGUGGUUCACAACCGACUUUGCUGUGAGCGCCCAAGGUUUCAAAGCACUGUACGAAGUCUUACCUAGCCACACCUGUGGAAAUCCCGGAGAAAUAUUGAAAGGAGUUCUCCACGGGACAAGGUUCAACAUAGGAGACAAAAUCCGGUACAGCUGUCUCUCUGGCUACAUCCUGGAGGGUCACGCGACCCUGACCUGCAUCGUCAGCCCGGGGAAUGGCGCGUCAUGGGACUUCCCAGCUCCUUUUUGCAGAGCUGAAGGGGCCUGCGGCGGAACCUUGCGUGGCACCGGCAGCUCCAUCUCCAGCCCCCACUUCCCUUCCGAGUACGAGAACAAUGCUGACUGCACGUGGACCAUUCUCGCGGAGCCAGGGGACACCAUCGCUCUGGUCUUCACGGACUUCCAGCUGGAAGAAGGAUACGAUUUCCUAGAGAUCAGCGGGACAGAAGCGCCAUCCAUAUGGCUGACGGGCAUGAACCUCCCCUCCCCUGUCAUCAGCAGCAAGAACUGGUUACGUCUCCAUUUCACCUCCGACAGCAACCAUCGGCGCAAAGGAUUCAACGCUCAGUUUCAAGUGAAAAAGGCAAUUGAGUUGAAGUCGAGAGGCGUCAAGAUGCUCCCCGGCAAGGACGGCAGCCAUAAAAACUCCGUCUUGAGCCAAGGAGGCGUUGCGCUAGUAUCCGACAUGUGUCCAGAUCCUGGGAUUCCAGAAAAUGGUAGAAGAGCAGGCUCUGACUUCAGGGUUGGUGCAAAUGUUCAGUUCUCCUGUGAGGACAACUAUGUGCUCCAAGGGUCUAAGAGCAUCACCUGUCAGAGAGUCACGGAGACACUUGCUGCUUGGAGUGACCACCGGCCAAUCUGCAGAGCUAGAACGUGUGGAUCCAACCUGCGGGGACCAAGUGGAGUCAUCACCUCCCCGAACUACCCCGUCCAGUAUGAAGACAACGCCCACUGCGUGUGGGUCAUCACCACCUCCGACCCAGACAAGGUCAUCAAGCUCGCCUUUGAAGAGUUCGAGCUGGAAAGAGGUUACGACACCCUGACAGUUGGCGACGCUGGGAAAGUCGGAGACGCCAGAUCGGUCUUGUACGUACUCACAGGGUCCAGUGUCCCUGACCUCAUCGUGAGCAUGAGCAACCAGAUGUGGUUACAUCUGCAGUCUGACGACAGUAUUGGUUCACCUGGAUUUAAAGCCGUGUACCAAGAGAUUGAAAAGGGAGGGUGUGGGGACCCGGGCGUCCCCGCCUACGGGAAGCGGACGGGUAGCAGCUUUCUCCACGGCGACACGCUCACCUUCGAGUGCCAGGCAGCCUUCGAGUUGGUGGGGGAGAGAGUCAUCACCUGCCAGCAGAACAACCAGUGGUCCGGCAACAAGCCCAGCUGUGUCUUUUCCUGUUUCUUCAACUUCACGGCCGCAUCUGGGAUCAUUCUGUCUCCCAACUACCCCGAGGAAUAUGGCAACAACAUGAACUGCGUGUGGCUGAUCAUAUCGGAGCCAGGAAGCCGAAUUCACCUCAUCUUUAACGAUUUUGAUGUGGAGCCCCAGUUUGACUUUCUUGCGAUCAAAGACGAUGGGAUUUCAGAUAUAACCAUCCUUGGCACCUUUUCUGGCAACGAAGUGCCUUCCCAGCUGGCCAGCAGCGGGCACGUGGUGCGCCUGGAGUUCCAGUCCGACCACUCCACCACCGGCAGGGGCUUCAACAUCACCUACACCACGUUUGGUCAAAAUGAGUGCCAUGACCCCGGCAUCCCCAUAAACGGACGGCGUUUUGGUGACAGGUUCCUCCUGGGGAGCUCGGUUUCCUUCCACUGUGACGAUGGCUUUGUCAAGACCCAGGGGUCCGAGUCCAUCACCUGCAUCCUGCAGGACGGGAACGUGGUCUGGAGCUCCGCGGUGCCCCGCUGCGAAGCCCCGUGUGGUGGACAUCUGACAGCUUCCAGUGGAGUCAUCUUACCUCCUGGGUGGCCGGGAUAUUAUAAGGAUUCUCUCAAUUGUGAAUGGAUAAUUGAAGCAAAGCCAGGCCACUCUAUUAAAAUAACUUUUGACAGGUUCCAAACGGAGGUCAACUACGACACGCUGGAGGUCCGGGACGGGCCAGCCAGCUCGUCCCCGCUGAUCGGCGAGUACCACGGCACGCAAGCCCCGCAGUUCCUCAUCAGCACCGGGAACUUCAUGCACCUGCUCUUCACCACGGACAACAGCCGCUCCAGCGUGGGCUUCCUCAUCCACUACGAGAGUGUGACUCUGGAGUCCGACUCCUGCCUUGACCCAGGCAUCCCUGUCAACGGCCAUCGCCGUGGCAGCAACUUCGGCGUCAGGUCCACGGUGACAUUCAGCUGCGACCCCGGCUACACGCUGAGUGACAACGAGCCCCUUCUCUGCGAGCAAAACCACCAGUGGAACCACGCCCUGCCCAGCUGUGACGCGCUCUGUGGAGGCUACAUCCACGGCAAGAGUGGGACGGUCCUUUCUCCUGGCUUUCCGGAUUUUUACCCAAACUCCCUCAACUGUACAUGGACCAUCGAAGUGUCUCACGGAAAAGGAGUCCGGAUGAUCUUCCACACCUUCCACCUGGAGACCUCACACGACUACUUGCUGAUCACGGAGGACGGCAGCUUUUCCGAGCCGGUCGCCAGGCUCACCGGGUCGGUGCUGCCUCACACCAUCAAGGCGGGCUUGUUCGGGAACUUCACUGCCCAGCUGCGGUUUAUAUCCGACUUCUCCAUCUCCUACGAGGGCUUCAACAUCACCUUUUCAGAGUAUGACCUGGAGCCGUGUGACGAUCCCGGAGUCCCUGCUUUCAGCAGAAGAAUCGGCUUCCACUUUGGAGUCGGGGACUCUCUGACCUUCUCCUGUUUCCCGGGGUACCGCUUAGAAGGUGCAACCAAGCUUACCUGCCUGGGUGGGGGCCGCCGUGUGUGGAGCGCACCUCUGCCAAGGUGUGUGGCUGAAUGUGGAGCAAGCGUCAAAGGAAAUGAAGGAACGCUACUGUCUCCGAACUUCCCGUCAAAUUACGAUAACAACCACGAGUGCAUCUAUCGAAUAGAGACAGAGGCUGGCAAGGGGGUCCACCUCAGAGCGCGGAGCUUCCAGCUGUUCGAAGGGGAUAUUUUAAAGGUGUAUGAUGGCAAAGACAGCUCCUCACGUCCCCUGGGAGCCUUCACCAAAAGUGAACUGCUGGGGCUGACCCUGAACAGCACCUCCAACCACCUGUGGCUGGAGUUCAACUCCAACGGGUCGGACACCGACCAAGGGUUUCAGCUCACCUACACCAGCUUUGAUCUGGUCAAAUGCGAGGAUCCCGGCAUCCCCAGCUACGGCUACAGGGUCCGCGACGAAGGCCACUUCACGGACACAGCCGUCCAGUACAGCUGCAACCCGGGCUACGCCAUGCACGGCGGCAGCACCCUCACCUGUCUGAGCGGGGACCGGCGGGUGUGGGACCGGCCGCUGCCUUCCUGCGUAGCGGAAUGUGGCGGGCGGAUCCACGCUGCCACAUCAGGACGCAUACUGUCCCCUGGCUACCCGGCUCCUUACGACAACAACCUCCACUGCACGUGGGUUAUAGAGGCAGACCCGGGAAAGACCAUUAGCCUCCACUUCAUCGUCUUCGACACGGAGACGGCCCACGACACCCUCAAGGUCUGGGACGGGCCGGCGGACGGCGACGUCCUGCUGAAGGAGUGGAGCGGCUCCGCCCUGCCCGAGGACACGCACAGCACCUUCAGCUCGCUCACCCUGCAGUUCGACAGCGACUUCUUCAUCAGCAAGUCCGGCUUCUCCAUCCAGUUCUCAACUUCCAUCGCAUCGACCUGCAACGACCCGGGCAUGCCCCAGAACGGCACCCGCUACGGAGACAGCCGGGAGGCUGGAGACACCGUCACCUUCCAGUGCGACCCUGGGUAUCAGCUCCAAGGACAAGCCCAAAUCACCUGUGUGCAGCUGAAUAACCGGUUCUAUUGGCAGCCAGACCCUCCCACAUGCAUAGCUGCUUGUGGCGGGAAUCUGACAGGCCCAGCGGGUGUUAUUUUAUCACCCAACUACCCACAGCCAUAUCCUCCUGGAAAAGAAUGUGACUGGAAGAUAAAAGUCAACCCAGACUUUGUCAUCGCCUUGAUAUUCAAAAGUUUCAACAUGGAGCCCAGCUACGACUUCCUGCACAUCUACGAGGGGGAGGAUUCCAAUAGCCCCCUCAUUGGAAGCUUCCAGGGCUCCCAAGCCCCAGAGAGAAUAGAGAGUAGCGGGAACAGCCUUUUCCUCGCAUUCCGGAGCGAUGCGUCCGUGGGCCUGUCGGGCUUCGCCAUUGAGUUUAAAGAGAAGCCUCGGGAAGCGUGCUUUGACCCUGGGAAUAUAAUGAACGGGACGAGAAUCGGGACCGACUUCAAACUGUGGUCUUCCACUGUUCACUUACCAAGUUUGACUCGGUACAAGUGGCGACCUCGUCUAUCACCUGUGUGAUCGGAGUCUGUGGAUGGGAAGCCCUCCUGGGACCACACGCUGCCGUCCUGCCACGCUCCGUGUGGAGGCCAGUACACGGGGUCGGAAGGGGUAGUGUUAUCUCCAAACUACCCUCGCAAUUACACAGCUGGCGAAAUGUGCCUCUACUCCAUAACUGUGCCAAAGGAGUUUGUGGUGUUUGGACAGUUUGCCUAUUUCCAGACAGCACUGAAUGAUUUGGCAGAAUUGUUUGAUGGGACGCAUGCUCAGGCCAGACUGCUCAGCUCACUCUCUGGGUCUCAUUCAGGUGAGACAUUGCCUUUGGCCACGUCAAACCAGAUUCUGCUCCGGUUCAGCGCGAAGAGCGGGGCUUCUGCGAGGGGCUUCCACUUUGUGUAUCAAGCCGUUCCGCGGACCAGCGACACCCAGUGCAGUUCUGUGCCGGAGCCCAGAUACGGGAGGAGAAUUGGUUCUGAGUUCUCUGCAGGCUCGAUCGUCCGAUUCGAGUGCAACCCGGGCUACCUGCUCCAGGGCUCCACAGCGCUCCGCUGCCAGUCAGUGCCCAACGCCCUGGCGCAGUGGAAUGACACGGUCCCCAGCUGCGUGGUCCCCUGCAGCGGCAACUUCACCCAGCGGAGAGGAACCAUCCUGUCCCCCGGCUACCCUGAGCCAUAUGGCAACAACCUGAACUGUGUGUGGAAGAUCAUAGUGACGGAGGGGUCAGGAAUUCAGAUCCAGGUGAUCAGCUUCGCCACGGAGCAGAACUGGGACUCGCUGGAGAUCCACGAUGGCGGGGACGCCACGGCCCCCAGGCUGGGGAGUUUCUCAGGGACCACGGUGCCGGCCCUGCUGAACAGCACCUCCAACCAGCUGUACCUGCACUUCCAGUCCGACAUCAGCGUGGCGGCGGCCGGGUUCCACCUGGAAUACAAAACUGUGGGUCUGGCCGCGUGUCAGGAGCCGGCCCUCCCCAGCAAUGGCAUCAAAAUCGGCGACCGGUACUUGGUGAACGACGUGCUCUCCUUCCAGUGUGAGCCAGGCUACACCUUGCAGGGCCGUUCCCACAUCUCGUGCAUGCCGGGGACCGUUCGCCGCUGGAACUACCCGUCACCCCUCUGCGUCGCGACCUGCGGUGGGACACUGACCACCAUGGGCGGCGUGAUCCUGAGCCCUGGCUUCCCGGGUUCGUACCCCAACAACCUGGACUGCACCUGGACCAUCUCCCUGCCCAUUGGCUAUGGUGCACAUAUCCAGUUCCUCAACUUUUCCACCGAGGCCAACCACGACUACCUGGAAAUCCAGAAUGGGCCUUACCACAGCAGCCCCAUGAUCGGGCAGUUCAGCGGCCCCGACCUUCCCGCGGCCCUGCUCAGCACCACGCACGACACGCUCAUCCACUUCUACAGCGACCACUCGCAGAACCGGCAGGGGUUUAAACUUGCUUACCAAGCCUACGAACUGCAGAACUGCCCAGACCCACCCCCGUUCCAGAACGGGUACAUGAUCAACUCAGACUACAGCGUGGGGCAGUCCGUGUCCUUCCAGUGCUACCCUGGGUACAUUCUCAUCGGCCAGGCCGUCCUCACCUGUCAGCAUGGGGUCAACAGGAACUGGAACCAUCCGUUCCCACGGUGUGACGCCCCCUGUGGCUACAACGUGACCUCUCAGAACGGCACCAUCUACUCCCCGGGGUUCCCGGACGAAUACCCGAUCCUGAAGGACUGCGUGUGGCUCAUCUCGGCGCCGCCCGGGCACGGGGUCUACAUCAACUUCACGCUGCUGCAGACGGAGGCGGUCAACGACUACAUCGCGGUGUGGGACGGCCCGGACCAGAGCGCCCCCCAGCUGGGCGUGUUCAGCGGCAACACCGCGCUGGAGACGGCCUACAGCUCCGCCAGCCAGGUCCUGCUCAAGUUCCACAGCGACUUCUCCAACGGGGGCUUCUUUGUCCUCAACUUCCACGCGUUUCAGCUCAAGAAAUGCCCCCCGCCUCCAGCCGUCCCCCAGGCAGACAUGCUCGCCGAGGACGACGAGUUUGAAAUAGGAGACUCUGUGCAGUAUCAGUGCCACCCGGGCUACACCUUGGUGGGGACGGACACCCUGACCUGCAAGCUGAGCGCCCAGUUGCAGUUUGAGGGCUCCCUCCCGACCUGCGAAGCACAAUGCCCGGCGAACGAGGUCCGGACAGAGUCAUCCGGAGUCAUCCUCAGCCCGGGGUACCCAGGCAACUAUUUCAACUCCCAGACCUGCUCCUGGAGCAUCCGAGUGGAACCGAACUACAACAUCACCCUCUUCGUGGACAUGUUUCAGAGCGAAAAGCAAUUUGAUGCCCUGGAAGUGUUUGAUGGUUCUUCUGGGCAAAGUCCUCUGCUAGCAGUCCUAAGUGGAAACCACACCGAACAGUCCAAUUUCACAAGCAAGAGCAACGAGUUGUAUCUCCGCUGGUCCACAGAUCACGCAACCAGUAAAAAGGGAUUCAAGAUUCGUUAUGCAGCGCCCUACUGCAGCCUGGCCCCCGCGCUAAAGGACGGUGGCGUCGUCAACGGGACCGCCGGGGCCGCGGGCAGCCGCGUGCGCUACUUCUGCAAGCCUGGGCACCGGCUCAUCGGCCACAGCGAAGCGAGCUGCAGACGGGGCCCCCUGGGCACCUACCAGUGGGACUCGCUCCCGCCACUCUGCCAGGCUGUGUCCUGUGGAAUCCCAGAAUCCCCAGGAAACGGCUCCUUCACGGGGAACGAGUUCACGUUGGGCAGUAAAGUGGUCUACGAAUGCAAUGAGGGCUUCAAGCUCGAGGCCGGGCAGCAGGCGGCGGCCGUGUGCCAGGAGGACGGGCUGUGGAGUAACAAGGGGAGGCCGCCCAGCUGCAAACCGGUGCCUUGCCCCAGCAUUGAAGCCCAGCUCUCGGAACAUGUCAUCUGGAGACUGGUCUCGGGGUCUCUGAACGAGUAUGGGGCCCAGGUGCUGCUGAGCUGCAGUCCCGGCUACUAUUUGGAGGGCCGAAGGCUCGUCCAGUGCCAAGCCAAUGGGACGUGGAGUGGGGGAGAGGAGAGGCCCGGCUGUAAAGUGAUCUCAUGUGGGAGCCUGUCUUUUCCCCCGAACGGUAACAAGAUCGGGACGUUGACGGUUUAUGGAGCCACAGCUAUUUUCACGUGCAACACGGGCUACACCCUCGUGGGCUCUCACGUCAGAGAGUGCCUGGCAAACGGACUCUGGAGCGGGACCGAAACUCGAUGUCUGGCUGGCCACUGUGGAUCCCCAGACCCCAUCGUGAACGGGCACAUCAGCGGGGAUGGCUUUAGCUACAGGGACACGGUGGUGUACCAGUGCAAUCCCGGCUUCCGGCUGGUGGGCACAUCAGUGAGGAUUUGCCUGCAGGACCACAAGUGGUCUGGACAGACCCCCGUUUGUGUCCCCAUCACCUGUGGUCACCCUGGAAACCCAGCCCAUGGGUUCACCAAUGGCAGCGAGUUCAACCUGAACGACGUUGUGAAUUUCACCUGCAACACGGGCUAUCUGCUGCAGGGGGCGUCCCGCGCCCAGUGCCGGAGCAAUGGCCAGUGGAGCAGCCCUCUGCCCACCUGUCGAGUGGUGAACUGCUCGGAUCCAGGCUUUGUGGAAAACGCCAUCCGGCAUGGGCAGCAGACCCUCCUGGAGAGUUUUGAGUACGGGAUCAGCGUCCUGUACCAUUGCAAGAAGGGGUUUUACUUGCUGGGAUCUUCGGCCAUAACCUGCACAGCAAAUGGCUUAUGGGAUCGGUCUUUACCCAAGUGUCUGGCUAUAUCGUGUGGGCACCCAGGGGUUCCUGCCAACGCCGUCCUCACUGGGGAACGGUUCACGUUUGGGGCCACAGUGCACUACUCCUGCAAAGGGAGUCACAGCCUUGUGGGCAACAGCACCAGAGUUUGCCAAGAGGACAGUCACUGGAGCGGCGCCCUGCCUCACUGCGCAGGAAAUACUCCGGGGUUUUGUGGCGAUCCGGGGACCCCCGCGCACGGGUCCCGGCUGGGGGACGAGUUCAAGACGAAGAGCCUGCUGCGCUUCUCCUGCGAGGUGGGCUACCAGCUGCGCGGCUCCGCCGAGCGCACCUGCCUGCUCAACGGGUCGUGGUCGGGCCUGCAGCCCGCUUGUGAGGCCGUGUCCUGCGGCAACCCCGGGACCCCCACCCACGGCAGGAUCCUCAGCAGCGACGGCGUCCUGUUCUCCAGCUCCGUCGUCUACGCCUGCUGGGAGGGAUAUCGGACCUCGGGGCUCACGACGCGGCACUGCACGGCCAACGGGACCUGGACGGGCACAGCGCCCGACUGCACAGUUGUCAGUUGUGGAGAUCCGGGCACCCUGGCAAACGGCAUCCAGUUUGGGACUGAUUUCACCUUCAACCAGACCGUGAGCUUUCAGUGCGCCCCCGGCUACCUCAUGGAGCCGGCCGCGGCGGCCAGGAUCCGGUGCACCGAAGACGGCACCUGGAACCACAGCAAGCCCAUCUGCAAAGCCGUCCUGUGCAGCCAGCCGCCCCCAGUGCAGCACGGCAGAGUGGAGGGGACCGACUUCCACUGGGGCUCCAGCAUAAGCUACAGCUGCGUGGACGGCUACCAGCUCUCGCACUCGGCCAUCCUGUCAUGUGAAGGCGGCGGCGUGUGGCGAGGGGAGGUCCCCCAGUGCCUGCCCAUGUUCUGCGGGGACCCCGGCACGCCCGCGGAGGGACAGAUUAGUGGGAAGAGCUUCACCUACAAUUCUGAAGUCUUCUUUCAGUGCAAGCCCCCGUUCAUACUCGUGGGAUCGUCAAGAAGGGUCUGCCAGGCGGACGGCGCGUGGAGUGGGGUUCAACCCACCUGCAUCGAUCCUGCCCAUAACACCUGUCCAGACCCUGGCACCCCGCACUUUGGAAUACAAAAUAGCUCCAGAGGAUAUGAGGUGGGAAGCACCGUUUUUUUCAGGUGCAGAAAAGGUUACCACAUCCAAGGCUCUACGACCCGCACCUGCCUUGCAAACCUGACGUGGAGUGGGGUACAGGCCGAGUGUAUGCCUCAUGCUUGCAGACAGCCGGAAACGCCAGCGCACGCGGACGUGAGGGCCAUCGACCUUCCUACGUUCGGCUACACCUUGGUGUACACCUGCCACCCUGGAUUUUUCCUCACGGGUGGAUCUGAGCACAGGACGUGCAAAGCAGAUAUGAAAUGGACGGGGAAGUCGCCUGUUUGUAAAAGUAAAGGAGUGAGAGAAGUUAAUGAAACAGUUACUAAAACUCCAGUCCCUUCAGAUGUGUUUUUUGUCAACUCGGUGUGGAAGGGGUAUUAUGAAUAUCUGGGGAAGAGACAGCCCGCCACUCUCACCGUGGACUGGUUCAACGCUACGAGCAGCAAAGUGAACGCCACCUUCACGGAGGCCUCGCCGCUGGAGCUGAAGCUGACAGGGGUUUACAAGAAGGAGGAGGCCCACUUACUCCUGAAAGCUUUUCAGAGUAAAGGUGCAGCGGACAUCUUCGUGAGCAAGUUCGAGAACGACAACUGGGGGCUGGAUGGCUACGUGUCAUCUGGACUCGAAAGAGGAGGAUUCACUUUUCAAGGGGACAUUCACGGAAAAGACUUUGGAAAAUUCAAGCUAGAAAGGCAAGAUCCCUUAAACUCGGAUCAAGACUCUUCCAGUCCUUACCAGGGCACCAGCAGCGGCUCCGUGGCAGCGGCCAUCCUGGUUCCGUUCUUUGCUCUCAUUCUGUCAGGGUUUGCAUUUUACCUCUACAAACACAGAACAAGACCAAAAGUUCAAUACAACGGCUACGCCGGGCACGAAAACAGCAACGGACAGGCCUCCUUCGAAAACCCCAUGUACGACACAAACUUGAAACCCACAGAAGCCAAGGCAGUGAGGUUCGACACGACUCUGAACACGGUGUGCACGGUGGUAUAGCCCCGGCGCCCGGCAGGACGGGUUCACAGCCAUACCUCGGAGGGCCAGCCGCGACUCCUUUGGUGCCACAGACCGCUCUCCCCUUCCACGGCGCCCGGCGGCCGCCUCCGCGCGGCGGGAACUUCUGGGACGCGCCGGAGUCUCCUGAGGGCCGACCCACGCACACGCGCGUCUUCACCCCACGAGUGGGUCCCCCGAACGCCCGCUGCGCCUGCUGCUUGGAGUCCAGACACGCUCGAGGGAGACAGCCGGCGGCCGCGGCGGGCGACGCGCUCGCCAACGCCUGGGACGCGGGGUUCGCUGUCGCGGGACGCCUCUCCCCGCAGAUCUUGCGGCGCGGACACACCCUUCGGGUGUGGCGACGUCGGCAGCCACGGUGAUGUCUGUGUGUGUGUGCGGUCUGUUUUUUUUUUUUUUUUUUUGCCUUUUUUUAAUGAACCCCAUGAACAUGAGCACUCUGGAAACAAUAAAUAAAUGGAAAGCGUUCUGGAAGAAGACACCCUCCCGGUAGACACACGCACACGAGCAGGCGUGUCACCCCGUCCCUCCGGUGCCUGGCGAGCUGCGAGGACCUCGGGCUCGGGGUGCUGUCCGCCCCAGGACGUCGCGGAUUUCCCGGGCGGCUGUCCUAGUGCGGAAUCUUCCAGGCACAGCUUCGUUCACCGGCGUGUUUCGGAAGCCCGAGUCGGGCUCUGAGCGUGCAGUCUCACAGGGCGCGCCCACCCUCGGCCCGGCGUCGGGGGAGCUCCACAGAGCGCCCCAGAGGCGAGCAGGAAGCAGUGCGGCAGGGGGCUGUUCUGCUGCUGCUGCUAGCUGGAUUCAUGGGAGAGGUCCAAUGAGAGGGAAAGGCCCUUUUUAAUUCUCAUGUGUUCUUCCGUUCGUGCGACCAUCCUCCAGCUGCUGUCUGCAUUACACUACUGAUGAGCAGGGGUCGCACACAUGUCUAUUUGCCGUGUAAAAAAUGUGAAUAGUAAUUUAUUUUAGAUAGCUCACGGACCUGCGGGUUUUAGCUCACAACGAAGUCUUCCCUUUUGCAUUGUUGUUUUUUUGUUUUUGUUUUCUAUUCUUUUACCACACCACCACGCUCUGAUUUGCAUUGAAAGACAGGGCACCGCAGUGGCACGCUGAGCUCAGCGAGAACUGAGAGUUAACACAUGUGUAGCCUUAUCACACAUGUCCUGAUUAAGUGAACUCAGGACUGUUGAGGAUCAGAAUACCGAGCGUUCCUGCGGAGGUAAGGGAAGAUGAGACACGCUGUCCCCUCACCACGAGGUAUCGCAUCUGUGAGCUGGCCUUUCGUUCCAUGCUUUGUGAUUCCAGGCGGCGGGAAGGGAGCGUCCAUGAUUUUUCAAGUUCAAAGUUCACUGGAGGUCAGUGACGGAGUCACGGGAUAAGUUAAAACAGGUCAGAACCCCCAACGCGGACAAGAUCCAAGCACGGGGGUAGAAGCUAUGACCAUGAGAAUGUCCAUGUAACAAACUCAAAGUGAAGAAGAUCAUGUUUAUUUUUUAUUUAUACUUGUUUGAUAAAAAUAUUUUUUGAAAAGAUAACGCUUAUUUUAUUAUUUCAUGUGUAAGUACCUACCUGUUCCCUACGUGGAGAAGCUCCCCGCCCCCGCCUGGCCUUCCGGACUGUGGCGCGGGGCGAAGCGCGGGGUGCUCACACCGCCGCCCUUCGCUUGGCUGUCGCCGUGGACCAGUCGCGCCGCUUUAGGACGCGUGCGUCUGUCUCCUGGACGUGGAGUGCGGGGCCUCGCGGGUGCGGAGGACGAAGGAGAGCCUGUCGGGAGAACAGGGCGUGCUCUCCAGAGCCGUGCGUUUUGGGGGGACCUUUCCGGAGCUGUCUCCCGGCUCCGCUGUUGCCUUCCCGCCGGAGGCGUGCGGCGCGGGGCGCGCUGGCCCUCGAGGGCCCCCUGUCCUGUGGGCUCCCAGGCGGUGGAGCCCACGGCAGCCGCUGGGCCCUCCCCGCGUCUCCCCGGCCAGGCGGACAGACGGCACCCUGGCAGAUUCGCUUUGCGCGGGAGCAGAGGCGGCGGGAGGGCGCCCCUCGCACGGCGGGUCUAGCCGGGCAGGGAGCGCGAGGCCGCGCGUGCGAGGGAGGCCGGGCUCCGCACAGCGCAGGCGCAAUACGCACGUACACGUGUAUAUAUUGUACAUAGCUCAGUGUGAGUCAUUCAGACUAGGUGCGAAACGCCGACUUCAGAGUCCGAACCCACGUCUCUGUGCCCACCCCGCGGACCGCUCUGCGGGUCAGACCACUCGCGAAACCCAGAACCCCGCAGGGCCUGCGCGCACGCGAGCACCACACACCAGAUUAGACGAGACUUUCCUUCUCUGUGCAAAGCGCAGCAGUCCUGCGGUGCCGGUUUGGGGCGCGUCACUUGAGAAGGAAGAGAAUUCAGUGACGCUCCCUCCUGGGAAUUCCCCGGUUC